CACACACCAGCCAUCCCUCUUUUCUUCCUUCCUGACGUCUGUGCCGCGUUCCUGCCUCUCUAGCUCGACGACUAAAACACCGGGUUUGGAAGCUUUCACGUUUCAAACUCGUCUUCGUCAUAUUAUCAGCGGCGUUUUCGUUUCACGUUCGGCAAAUAUUAUUUAUUUAUUUAUUUAUUUCUGUUUUUUUUUAAGUGCCCAUUCCACUCCUCUUUUUUUUCCCUCUCAUUUCGUGAUUAUCGCAAGUCUCUGUUUCAAGUUAUCACAUUGAUUUCCAACGAUGAUACCUUCAUACCGUUCCAGCUAUCGCGUCACUGGCUCCGGCCGAUCGUCCUGACUCGAGGACCGGUACGCGUUCAGCAUUUUGUAUUCUCGCUAAUUACUCUCACCAAUACACAAACGCACACACACACAUAUAUAGAUAUAUAACAACGAACGAGUUGCGCGCUAUUAUAAAGCUGAUGUUGGUGGUGGUGCUGCUGCUGUUACUGAUUCGAGUUGUUGGCCUUUCUGUGUACGUGAAUCAAAUGCCACGCGAUCGUGCCUACCCUGCUCCAUCUUCUUGUCGCGUGCGGUAAAUGAACUCCUCCGAUGACCGGAAAAGAGGCAAGAAGAUAUCGGUGAUUUGCGAUUUACGUGACUCGAAGACCUUCAUUUUAUUGAUGAGAAGAGAGAAAGAGAGGGAGGAAUAGAGCUUUAUGUUUUUGCUCUUACACAAGACGAGUGUAUAUACACAUGUAUAUACAAACUUGAAUUUUAUAUAUAUAUAUACAAAAGACAUGAGAGGAUGCUGAUGCGUCAAAAUUCAAGGAUUUAUCCUAAUGAAGAUUCUUUGUGCUUAAACUUUGGAAUUGUUGCCGGAAGUCAAAAUUCGUUGGAAUAAUGAGGAAUAUAUCGUCAAGGUCGCGUGUUGUGUUUCGACAAAGAGGAGCACCUCCCCAGGAGACGAAUCGUAGGAAGGGUUUCAUAUCAAGAAGCCUAUAAGGAAGAUUCAUCGAAGAGCAGCCUUUCGCUGCACAUCUCUCAAGUCGUGGACCAGCGCGGAAUUCGCCUCUGAAGCUUCCAACUGGCUAAGAAUCGAAUCCAGGAUGCGGACAAGAAAGCAGAGUAAGGAGAAGCGAUGCUGAAGGAAGUGGGUUGUGGUGGUACAACACCCCUGCCCGGGGAUGGUGCCGUCGGCAAUCGUCAAAUUAGAAGCACCGAGAGAACAAGUCCGGAAGGUGGUACACUUGGCUGUGGUGGAUGCGGAAGGGAGAUAGCAGAAAGAUGGUACCUAAGAGCUGCAGAUCGUGCUUGGCAUUGCGGUUGCUUAAGAUGCUGCCAUUGCCGAGUUCCAUUGGCUGCCGAGUUGACUUGUUUCGCCAGAGACGGCAACAUUUAUUGCAAAGAAGAUUACUAUCGACUCUUUGCUGUUUCGAGAUGUUCCCGAUGUCAAGCUGGCAUUUCCGCUUCGGAAUUGGUGAUGCGAGCACGAGAUCUAGUUUAUCACGUGGCUUGUUUCACGUGCGCAUCGUGUGGCACCCCUCUUAACAAGGGCGACCAUUUUGGACAGAAGGAUGGCCUCGUUUAUUGUAGACCUCAUUACGAGUUAAUUUGCUGCGCUACGGAUUAUGGAAGUACAUCAGGCAGUGUCGAAGACAUUGGAUCACCGGGGGUGUCACCUCUUCCGGGAUAUUACAGUGCAGCUGAACAGAGUCCCAUUGCAUCAAGUGGCUCAACACAAAAGGGCCGUCCAAGAAAAAGGAAACUUUCAGAAGUCACCGGUUCCGAUUUAACCAUGAGACUUGCAGCCGGCGCUUUAGAAUUGCUUCAUCCGAAUGAGCUCUCAUCAUCGAUGGAGUCAUUGGCCGCUUAUGAUGCAUCAGUUGGAUCUCCUGGACCGGUGCACCAAAAUCAAAGAACCAAACGUAUGCGAACAAGUUUUAAACAUCAUCAACUGCGAACGAUGAAAAGUUACUUUGCCAUUAAUCAAAAUCCAGAUGCCAAAGACCUCAAACAGUUGGCACAAAAAACUGGAUUAUCCAAGCGAGUCCUUCAGGUAUGGUUUCAAAAUGCAAGGGCAAAAUGGAGACGAAAUAUAAUGCGACAAGAGGGAAAUAGCAGCAGUUCGAAUAAUGUCAUAUGUCCAGGUACUCCUGCAUCAUUGGGCACUGGAGUCGACUCGCCAGGAGUGGGUUCAACUUCCGGUCUUCUAGGCGACAGUAACAGUAUGCCGUCAACGUCCAUAGAGGAGUUGCAUGCACUUCAUCAUUUACAUUCCGGGGUUUCAUCUCAGGUAUCUUUUUCUGAUCUUUACUGACGAACACUACAAGUGGAAGAGAAUACUUUUAGUUCAACGUCAAAUCAUCUUGAUUAAUUGUGUGUCUGUGUAGUCAAAAUGGUGCUACAAACUCUGAGCUCUUCACUCGAGUGCUAAAAUUUAGAGAGAGAAAAAAAAAGAAUACAUUCAAAAAAAAAUGAUGAUGACAUUUUCUUCAGUCUUAAGAAAAUUUAGAGAAAAAAAAAGGAAGAGAGAAACAAAACGAGAAAAAGGUAGAAAAAUAUAUAUAUAAAAAAAAAGAUGACAUUUUCUUCAGUAUCAAAAAAGAAAAUUUAGAAAAAAAAGAUAGGUACUUAAUGGGUGUUUUCGGCAUUCACUCAGAGUUAACUCUAGAGUUAACAGUGGUGCUCAAUGAUAUUAUCUUUGAAAAUUUAUUUACCCAAAUAAAAUAAUUGAUUUUCUAUUUUCAUCACCCUGAGUUUGAAGUUAGUUGUCCUUGUUUGCUUACUUUUUUUUAAUUUAUACGUAUUUUUUGUUUUUCAUUUAAAAAUGGAACAUAUUUUUGCUACCCAUAAACGUGUUAUUUUUUUAAAGUUUAUAAUUUUCAAAUUUUUCAUUAUUUCCCUAACUUUAAUUAAUCUGAAUUGUUUAAGAAACUAGAUUAUUUAUUUUAAUUAAAGUUGCUUUUUAUAAAUAAAAAGUUAAAAUAAUUUUUAAUAAAAAUAAAUUAUUAUGUUUCAAUUUACACUUUUCAAACAAACAAUCCGUUCACAAAUUUUGUCGGCCAUUAAAGGUUAGGACUGACCCUUUUUCUUUACUCUCGCAAGAAAACAGAGUUAACUCUGGGUCAUCUAGUAAUAAAUUUUUGGGGACUUUUAUGAAAUCUAGAAACAAAAAAUUUUAUUUUAACAUUACAUUACUAGAAUAAAAGGCCCGUUUCACAUAUUGUUACAAUUGCAAACCCUGCGCCAAUCAAAAUGAAUCGUCUAUGCCAAAUUGCCAAUCAACAACGUUCACAACCAACAGACGAACUGAAAAUCAAAAUUUACAUUUGAGCACCACUGCUAACUCUAGAGUUAACUCUGAGUGAAUGCCGAAAACACCCAAUGAUAUAUUUCAGAAAAAUAACCUAUAAAAAAUUUCAACUAACAGCAUAAUUUUAAAUUAUUUGAAGAAAAAAAUAUUUAAACUUUUUUUUGUACUAUACCUUUAAGUAUAUACAUAAAAAUUAUAUUCUUUUCGUUAAAAUUGUUUUUUUAUUUUUAAUUUUAAUAAAAAUGUUUUCUUUUAAUUUUUCUUUGUGCUUGUUGUUGUUAAACUUUAUAUAAAACUUUGCAGAAAACUCCAAUCGUAUUUAUAUAAAAUUGCUUUUAAGUGGAAUCAGUGAUAAUAAAUAAUAGUUCCAAGCAUAUCCGAAUUACCAAAGUUUUAGACAAUAGUUUUCAUAAACUACGAGAAAGAGGAAAAAGACCCGAGUCACUUGUUAAUAGAAUUAAAUAUUAAAAAUUAAUAUAUAAUUAAAAUAGUAAAAAACAAAAAUUAAUUUUAAAUAUUUGAAUCAUUAAUAGUGUUUAAUUUUUAUUCAAAUAAUACAGUCCAGUUUUCGAAUUCCUAUAUAAUUAACUGCUACCUAUUAAUUAAAUUUUUUUAAAUUAAAUAUUAACAAAAUAUAUUUUUAUUUUUAAAAAAAUUUUCUUUUAAAAAUUUCGAAAAAGACAAAAAAAAUAUUCUACUUAAAUUCUCGAGUUUUACUCAUAUUUUGAUGGAAAAAAAAAAAUGUAAAAUAUUGAAACAAGAAUACAAAAGGUCUUAUUCCACUUUUACUCGUUUUGUAGAUACGUGGGCGAGUAACUAACAAUAAAGACGACUAAUUGAUACUAACACGUUGAAGAUUAACAAUCUUAAGUGCACAGAUGGUUGCUGCAAAAAACUCCUUGCAUCAAUCGAUAAAAUCUUCUUUUUGCAAACACGAAAGCAAUUAACUCAUUAAUCUCCAUCUCUUCGGAGAAACUUUGAGGAUAAAAUAUUUUUUUAAAAUCCCUUUCACCCCUUUUCUGUGAUUUAUAAAUAUAUAAAAUAUUAUAAUAUAAAUUAAGUUUUCUCAUUGUAUAUUUUCACCAAAUGUUUCAUGUAAAUUUCCUUUCUAGAAUUUUUACUAUAAUAAUAUCUAAUAUAUAAUAUAUUAAUUACAAGAUUUUUCUAUAAUAUUUAUGUAAAUAAUAAUAU
This is a messenger RNA of Leptopilina boulardi, 4486 nucleotides long. RefSeq names its product LIM/homeobox protein Lhx9-like. Gene Ontology annotation, biological process: neuron differentiation; regulation of transcription by RNA polymerase II. Gene Ontology annotation, cellular component: nucleus. The record is from RefSeq and is a predicted model, not a curated record. The transcript is spliced from 7 exons. Gene Ontology annotation, molecular function: RNA polymerase II transcription regulatory region sequence-specific DNA binding; DNA-binding transcription factor activity, RNA polymerase II-specific. Bases 1121 to 2299 code for a protein of 392 amino acids. Lineage: Eukaryota; Metazoa; Arthropoda; Insecta; Hymenoptera; Figitidae.